Molecule: messenger RNA, 1026 nt
Organism: Eufriesea mexicana
Lineage: Eukaryota; Metazoa; Arthropoda; Insecta; Hymenoptera; Apidae
Exons: 5
Coding region: 1-1026 (341 amino acids)
Source: RefSeq, a predicted model, not a curated record
AUGACGAGAGCUGUGGAGGAAAAAUUCGUCGUUUCGAUGAGAGCAGUGAAGAACUUUGGUUCAGCUGUAGUGGUGGAUAACGUGGACGUCUCGACCCAAGUGGAUCUGCACGGUGGUUUUGGGGCGCCAGCUGGCAGCAUCAGCCUCGACUGGGACCGCAGAGCGACUCCGCUGUACUCGCGCGAGGACAUCAAAGAGCAGUACUGCAUCACCAGUCGACAGUUGGACGCGGUGGAGAAAUCUGGUGGCGGAUUCUUCGGCUGUCUGUCGACCAGGGGCCCGUCACCGUGCGCCUCAGCGAGGACCUCUAUCCUCUCAGCCUGCGUGAGGAGCGUGCCCAGCGACGAGAACCUCUGCGACGCCCCCUAUCCCAGACGGCCCCUGCAGAUCAUGUACCGUCAGCCUUACCCGACCUAUUCGAGGGGUCUCUCGCGUUACGAUUUCGACGACGAGGCCGACUGGAUCGAGAGCUCCUACUUCCGGCGCAGACCCAGGUCCUUUUGCACCGUGCCUGAUCCAAAAAGGUAUACGUGGCUUCCCGAGGACGAGGAAUUGACGAAAUUGGAGGGCCCACGGCCGGUGCUGCCCCCAAUACCCCCACCACCCACCGUUCAGGCCCCGAAGACGAAGCACGUGAGCUUCGCGAGGUCUCACACUCUCACUUCCUUCGACGUUCCAAGAAGCAGGAGUCCUCCAAGACCACAAAACCAGGAACGCCUUAUAGAUUCGCAGCCAACGAUGCAGAACGCCAUGCUUCCUGCGACCUUACCCUUGAUGCAUCCUUACAGUGCUAACGAGCCCCGAGUUAUUGUCCUCGAGAAGCCACCGAAGCGCGGCACGAUGAAAACCCAGGCGACCCAGACGGAGAUGCAGGCCUCGUUCCGUGGCCGUGUCCCCGUCACCCUGAGCCCCAGGACUAUACACCGGGUGAAGAUGGUGUCGCAGGGAGCGCAGACGAACGGCAUGUUCAAUGGCAGGAAGCUGACCAAGAGCUACUCGGAGAACGCAGAGCGAGGAACCACCUAG